Colletotrichum truncatum is the source of this 4470-nucleotide messenger RNA. Its product is annotated as reverse transcriptase domain protein. The record is from RefSeq and is a predicted model, not a curated record. Gene Ontology annotation, biological process: DNA integration. NCBI's taxonomy places the organism in Eukaryota, Fungi, Ascomycota, Sordariomycetes, Glomerellales, Glomerellaceae. Gene Ontology annotation, molecular function: nucleic acid binding.
AUGUCUCAAAACGACUUCAAGACCGUCUUCACGCCUCUUCCUCGCCUGAAAGGUGAAUCCAACUGGAACACAUGGCGCAUGCUUGUUACAGCGACCCUGCGAGGAUACGACUUCGAGAUAUUCCUCGAGACUGACGUCCCUCGCCCUGCUGACCCUAUCGCUGCAGAGGAAUGGAGAAAGAACCGUAACGUCACGAAUGGUCUCCUCAUGAACGCCAGCGAAUCGGUUCUUGACAGACUCUGCACAGCGGGUUGGGUUGACGAUGGAAACCCUUACGAAUUGUGGCAGGCGCUCGAGAAGCACAUUCCGAGAAUCUCACAAGACGCCACAGCUGCCCUUGUUGACGAGUUUGCCAAGACCACCGCCAACGAUCACAAGACUCUUCACGAUGCCCUCAAUCGCUGUCACCACCUCAGAAAGCGUAUUGAGACCAUUCACGGUCGUCUGCCAGACUCCUUCCUCGCUGUUUUCCUCCUUAACUUCUUUAAGGACCGACUUCCCGAUACGUACAAGCAUUUCACAUCGAAGGGCGCCACCCAUCCCACGUGGAAUGAGGUGGCUGAUACGAUUUACACGCUUGCCCAAGACGAGGAUCAAAAGCGCAGUUAUGCCACUAUUCGCAACACACCUGGAGGCAAGUCUGCUGGCAGUGGGGGUCCUGCCUCUCCAGCCGUCACCACCACCGUCACCUCCACUGUCACUGCCUCCAAGGAAAAGAAGAAGUGCGACCACUGCAACUGUGAUCACGAGACCACAAAGUGCUAUGUCGCCCACCCCAAUCUCAUCCCUCUACACUACGUCAACCGGGAUAAGUUGAUUGAAAAAGCGAGAAAGCACGUGUGUGGCGAUCGCUGCCGCUGGGAUCAGCCUACUUCUGUUGAUGGCACCCGCCAGACUGUUGUCAGAGCGUCACCUGCCAUCUUGGGUCAGUCUGCCCUUGCCUCCAUCGCCAGCCCAGCAGUUUUCACUGCUGCCCGCGAUGACCUCAUCACCCGAGACGAUAUCGUUCUCGAUUCUGGUUGUACUACUUCAACCUUCAACAACUUGCGAUAUUUCGUCAAGUACGCUGAAAAGAGCGAUUUGACACCUUCCACUUCUGCCUCCGGCGCCCCAGUCCGGUCACUUGGCGUGGGCACCGUCUUCUUCCAGACCCAAGACCCCACCAACCCUGACGUUAUUCACGAUUGGACACUUCACAACGUUGAGUACAACCCUUCCAGCCCAGCCAACUUACUGAGCCCUGGAAAACUUCGUCGUGAUCACGUGGAAUAUGAUUGGCAGACCUCAAGCCUCAUACACGUGACACAGCGCACUUCCCUUGCCAAAGUUCAUUGGGUUUCUGACGUCUGCGUCGUUGAGACUCAUGAUACUGGAAAUCACGUGCCUCGAGAUAUUGCUAUCAGCCUCGCCGCCUUCCGGGCUACCCAGCGACCGUCUCUUGAACUGAUGCACCGCCGGCUGGUUCACGCCCACCCAUCACGUGUUGUGGAGGCUUGCCGCCGUGUUGGCAUUCGGUUCACAACGUCAGAAAUUGACGCUUUCUUCUGUGAGUCUUGCCAUCUCAGCAAAUCCACUGAACGGAUUAGUCGAGACCACCCACUUCCACUUACGAGUAUUGGCGAUGAAAUUCACCUUGAUCUCGUUGGUGUUCUUCCCCUAUCAACAAAAGGGAACCGUCAGGUUCUACACCUCAUGGAUAAGUAUAGUGGUUACCACUGGGUUGUUUUUCUGCCCAACCACAAGUUUGCCACCAUCCUGGCAGCUAUCAAGAAAUGGGAUACUGAAUUCUACAGUCUCACCGGCCUCAAGCCCAAGGUUUGGGUUUCUGACAAUGCUCCCGAGCUAAUCAAGGUUUUCAACGACCCCUACUUCGAGGGUACUCGCCACAACACGACUAUUGCCUACACGCCUUCCAUGAACGGUACUAUUGAGCGUGCUGGUCGUACCAUCGUCGAAGGCGCCCGGACACAGCUGAUUGACAUGUCCCUUCCAGAGGAACUGUGGGAUUACAGCAUCGAUUCGGUGACUCAGAUUCUCAACCUCUUGCCCACACCCUCCAAGGGUAACUUGAGCCCUCACGAGAUCAUGGCGAGAGAGCUGAACUUGGCUGCUGAACGUGAGGCCCCCCACAUUGAACAUCUCCGAACGUUUGGCUGUGCUGCCUACGUACACAAGAAGGGCCCUCGACGCCCUAUGCGCUCUGCCAAGAUGGAACCACGAGCAAUCAAGGGAUUCCUCGUCGGUUACGGUUCUCUUCGUGGCCACAUUUACUACGUUUACCUGCCUGAUCGAAAGGAGGUUAUUCGCUGCAGAGAUGUUCGAUUUCGUGAGGAACCGCACAAGACAGUGUUGCCUCCAACUACUGGCACACCCAACAUUGAUGAAAUUGAACAUGAUGCUGCGUUUGUCGAACCAGAUAUCAUCAUCCAGUACACCAUCCGUCAGAAGCCUAUUGAAGGUGAAAAACCCGUGACUGGUGAUCCCAAACCAGAUGAGACCAUCGUUGAAAAAGCGAUGGCACCCACUGAUACACAUCUCAUGUCUCCGCCACCAGAGAACCUGUUGGAGACCACUGCUACACCUCGUGACAGCAUUACUAACGAAUUGAAUGAUGACGAAUUCGUCGCUUCCGUGGAAACAAUGGAAACUGAUCACCAGGACCCUGAUUCCCUCUCCACGAUUGUUGAGGAAGCAACGAGUCAACCGGCAGAGUCCUCUCGACCUCGCCGCGCCUCAGCCCAGCGACCACCUGGUCACUACCGAGCCGCCAGUGGCGUACGCUCCUAUGCUAAAAAGACUUUUCUAUCUGCUGACAUUCCAGCUUCACUAACUUCUCGUCAAUUCUCUCCCAGCGUGCUUUCUGCUACUGCCCUUUCGAAAGUCCUACCCGACGGCGUGGUGAUCCCGAAGUCCUACCGUGAGGCGCAGAAGAGCCCACAGUGGCCCCAGUGGGAACAAGCCUUCGAACGAGAGAUGACUCAAUUCACGGAAAAGGGGGUUUACGAAGUCGUUUACCCACCACGUGACGCUAAAGUCCUGCCCGGCAAGUGGGUAUGUGACAUCAAAACCAACAAAAACAACGAAAUCGUGCGCUACAAGGCCCGAUAUGUGGUUUGUGGAAACCACGAGAAAGGUGACUGGUCAUCGCAAGAGGUUUACGCUGCAGUUGCCUCUGCCACCGCAACCCGCCUUUUCUUCGCAGUUGUCGCACUUCUCGAUCUUGAAUACGAAGUAUAUGAUUUCGACACUGCUUUCCUAGCCGCCUCGAUUCCAGAGGGGGUUAAGGUGUACGUCCGGCCCCCCGCUGGCUACGCCACUGCAGACAACAAGGUUUGGCUGCUCCACAAGGCACUCUAUGGAUUGAGAAAAUCACCACUUUGGUGGUUUCGACUUAUCAAGGGUGAAAUGGAACGAAUUGGCUUCACUGCUGUUGAUGGGGAGGUUUGUCUCUUCGUCAAUCACAAGAUUAAAGCGUACGUUCUUAUGUACGUCGACGACAACGCCAUCGCCGCUCCCAACAAGCAAGUCAUGAUGGAAGUUCGUCGUCUCCUCGAGAAGGUCUGUUCUCUUAAAGACCUCGGCGAGGCUACCGAUUUUCUCGGUUUCCAGAUUGAACGCGACAGAGCUGCCGGUAAGAUUUUCGUUUCCCAAGCCAAGUACGCAAAAGCAGUGCUUCAACGAUUCGACUUUGAUGGUUUGAGUGCUGUCAAGACGCCUAUGGCGACCACUGACGAUCUGCCCGUCACCUGGGACAAGAACGAGUGCUCGCUUGACGAACAACAACUUUACAUCGAACAAACCGGCUGCCUUAACUUCCUGGUGGCUGGAACUCGCGUUGACAUGGCCUACACCGUCAGUAAAUUGUCACAGGCGAAUUCAGGGCCUUCUAAGGCCCAUCUUCGUGCUAUUAAGCACUUAUUCCGAUACCUCAAGGGCACCGUUUAUCUCGGUAUUGUACUUGGAGGCAUCCCCACGAUCAACGAGUUGGGGCUCUACGCUGCUGCAGAUGCCUCUUUCGCUGACAACAAGCCAUCACGAGUCUCGACAGGUGGUUACGUCGUCUUCCUCGCUGGUGCGCCGAUUGCUUGGAAGUCAAAGAAACAGACUUUCGUGACUUUGAGCACCACGGAGGCUGAAUUCAUCAAUCUCACACCUACGGCAAUUGCUGUGAAGUGGAUCAGACGUUGCCUCUCCCAACUGCUCGGCAAACCCAUCACCACGCCUACUAUCAUGUUCACUGACAGUGCCAACGGCUACGACAACGUCAUGAACCCACUCAACGAGGCACGAACCCGCCACAUCGAUGUCCGAUACAAAUGGAUCAUACAGGAGGUUCACACUGCGAAAAGCAUCGAACUCCGACUCAUCAAGGGCGCUGAUAUGGCCGCCGAUGGACUCACGAAGCCACUGGUUGCGGUCAAACACAAGGAAUUCGUUCGUUUGUUGGGCAUGGCGGAGGGAUUGGAUUGA